Messenger RNA from Pyricularia pennisetigena, 2694 nucleotides. RefSeq lists its product as uncharacterized. Gene Ontology annotation, molecular function: enzyme regulator activity. The record is from RefSeq and is a predicted model, not a curated record. Gene Ontology annotation, biological process: proteasome-mediated ubiquitin-dependent protein catabolic process; regulation of protein catabolic process. NCBI's taxonomy places the organism in Eukaryota, Fungi, Ascomycota, Sordariomycetes, Magnaporthales, Pyriculariaceae. Gene Ontology annotation, cellular component: proteasome storage granule; proteasome complex; nucleus. The transcript has 4 exons. Bases 1 to 2694 code for a protein of 897 amino acids.
AUGGCACCCGAUGCCGAUAGCUCCAAGGCUGCCGACAAAGGCAAAGCUGUUGAGACGCCCGAUGAUGUGAAGAAGGAUAAGGAUGCAAAGACAGUGGUGAAUGGCAAGGAUGAAGACAAGAACAACUCCACUGAGGAGCUGAGUGAGGAGGACCAGCAACUUAAAAAUGAGCUCGAUAUGCUUGUCGAGAGGCUCACGGAAUCCGACGCAUCUCUGUACAAGCCAGCCCUCGAGGCAAUGAAGAACUUCAUCAAGACGUCGACAUCUUCCAUGACGGCUGUGCCAAAACCGCUGAAGUUUCUUCGACCUCACUACGAGACAAUGACGAAACUAUACGAAGCAUGGCCCACCGGCGAAAACAAGGUGUCUCUGGCAGAUGUGCUUUCGGUCAUCGGCAUGACCUUUUCCGAUGAGGACCGCCAGGACACCCUCAAGUACCGACUUUUGGCCCCCUCACAAGACAUCAGCUCCUGGGGACAUGAGUACACCCGUCACUUAGCUUUGGAGAUUGGCGAGGUGUAUGCCAAGAGGAUAGCAGCAGAGGAGUCAACCAAGGACCUCGUUGAUCUCGCCCUGGUUUUGGUACCUCUGUUCCUAAAGAGCAACGCCGAAGCCGACGCUGUAGAUCUGAUGAGCGAACUUGAGAUCAUCGAGCAGCUUCCUAAGUUCGUCGACGAAAACACGUACGCGCGCGUCUGCCUGUACGUAGUCUCGAUGGUAAACCUUCUUACGUAUCCAGAGAACGAGCAAUUUUUACGAGUUGCGCACGAUAUCUACAAGCAGUACAAGCAACACACACAGGCCAUGGUUCUUGCAAUCAGGUUGAACGAUUCGGACAUGAUCUACAACGAGUUUGAGAAGAUCGAGGACCCCGCCCUUAAGAAGCAGUUGGCAUUUUUGAUUGCGCGUCAAAAGAUCCUCCUUCCCGACCCGGACACGGAGGACCAGGAACUGACUGAAUGUUUGGGCAACAUCCGGCUUUCGGAGCACUUCAAGUCACUGGGCAAGGAGCUCAACAUUCUGGACCCCAAGACCACGGAAGAUAUUUACAAGAGCCAUCUUGAGAGCAGUCGUGUGGCUGGAAUGACUAACUUGGAUUCAGCCCGCCACAACCUGGCUGCAGCUUUUGUGAACGCCUUUGUCAACGCUGGGUUCGGCAACGACAAGAUGAUGCUCGUCGAUGACAAGGAGAGCUGGGUUUGGAAGACCAAGGAUGAAGGCAUGAUGUCGACGGUUGCAUCCAUGGGUACGCUGCUUCUGUGGGAUGUGGAAGCCGGAUUAGACAAGGUCGACAAGUACACAUAUGCCGACGAGGAGCAGAUCCAAGCCGGUGCCCUCCUGGCUAUUGGAAUCAUGAACUCGGGAGUGCGGUUGGAUUCUGAGCCUGCCAUGGCUUUGCUGUGUGACCCUGACAAGCUUCACCACAAGAACCCUCUCAUCAGGAUCGCAGCAAUCAUGGGCUUGGGACUAUCAUACGCGGGCUCUAACAAGCUUGAACUGUUGGUUGAGCUCGUACCCAUGAUCACGGAUUCUUCCCUAGAUAUGCAGAUUUCGGCCAUGGCGGCACUCUCGUGCGGUCUGAUAUUUGUUGGCACAUCUAACGACGAGGUCAGCGAAGCCAUUGUCAACACCCUCCUUGACGAGGACAGGAGAUCUCAGUUGACCGACAAGUGGACACGAUUCCUCGCGCUUGGCCUCGGUCUUCUUUUCUUUGGCCAGCAGGAAGAAGUGGACGUCAUUUUGGAGACUUUGAAAGCCGUCGACCACCCUGUGGGUAAGCCAAUCGCAGUCCUCGCAGAGAUCUGCGCUUGGGCCGGCACUGGUGCUGUCCUCAAGAUCCAGGAGCUCUUGCAUAUCUGCAACGAGCACCUCGAAGAGUCUGAGGAGAAGAAGGGCGAUGAGCUGCUUCAGGCCUAUGCUGUGCUCGGUAUUGGUUUGAUUGCCAUGGGCGAGGAUGUCGGCCAGGAGAUGGUUUUGCGCCACUUUGGUCACCUGAUGCACUAUGGCGAGGCCAACAUCAGGCGCGCGGUACCUCUGGCUAUGGGUCUUGUCAGCCCAAGCAACCCCCAAAUGAAGGUUUACGAUACGUUGUCAAGGUACUCUCACGACAACGACAACGAGGUGGCGAUCAACGCCAUCUUCGCCAUGGGUCUCCUGGGCGCCGGAACGAACAACGCACGUCUGGCUCAGCUGCUGAGGCAACUUGCGAGCUACUACCACCGCGACCAGGAUUCUUUGUUCAUGGUCAGGAUUGCUCAAGGCCUGCUGCACAUGGGCAAGGGAACCAUGUCAAUUAGUCCCUUCCACACCGACCGUCAAAUCCUGUCAAGAGUAUCGGCCGCCGGUCUGCUUGCCGUCUUGGUGACCAUGCUCGACGCCAAGAGCUUCAUCACUUCAAACUCGCACUACCUGCUCUACUUCUUGGUCACGGCUAUGCAUCCGCGCUUCUUGGUCACUCUGGACGAGGAUCUGAAGCCCCUGACCGUCAAUGUCCGAGUCGGUCAGGCCGUCGAUGUUGUCGGCCAGGCCGGUAGGCCCAAGACUAUCACCGGAUGGCAGACUCAAAGCACGCCAGUGCUCCUGGCUUAUGGAGAGCGGGCUGAGUUGGAGGACGAGGAGUACAUCAGCCUCAGCAGCACUCUAGAGGGACUCGUAAUUUUGAAAAAGAAUCCGGACUGGGAGAGUGGCAAUUAA